Messenger RNA from Aphis gossypii (cotton aphid), 3007 nucleotides. Its product is annotated as inhibitor of growth protein 5-like. The transcript is spliced from 9 exons. The coding region runs from base 1217 to 2230 and encodes 337 amino acids. The record is from RefSeq and is a predicted model, not a curated record. Gene Ontology annotation, biological process: regulation of DNA-templated transcription. Gene Ontology annotation, cellular component: NuA4 histone acetyltransferase complex. NCBI's taxonomy places the organism in Eukaryota, Metazoa, Arthropoda, Insecta, Hemiptera, Aphididae.
UUUUUAAUUUUAGUCGGUCAUUUCAAAAAAUGUUUUGAUUUGAUAUCCUUACCAAUGUGAUAAAAUACUUAAAAAAAAAAAAUUAUUUAAAAAAUUAACAUUAAAUCAUAAAAAUGAAAAAAACUAAUUUACAAAUUAAUAACAGGUCUUACGUCACCUAAUAUUACUGAAAAUGGCAAAAUUGAAAUAUUUACAAUAAAAAAUGCAAUAGUUGCAUUUUACUGUAAUAUUGUUAUUUGACAUUAGUUUAUUGUUAAAUAAUAUUGUUCUGUGAUAAUAUUGAUAUGAUUUAUUUAAGUGAUAACGUAUGCCGCUUCCCCUUGGAGACCGUGUUCAAAACCAAAGUCAACCGAUUAGGCCAACAUCACAGUAUCUAUACCCUGUUUCAAAAAAAAAAUAUAUCAGAUUUACAUAACAAUAUCGGUUUUUCUCGUGGCCACCCGGUAUGUUCUCUUUUGAAACGGGGUGUAUACUCUAUAGCCUGCUGCAAGUGAAGACCGCACACGUCUCCUCUUGGAGAAGUGGGGUAGUAUCAUGUGUAUAGAGAUAAAUAGAUCACAUGUUCUCCUAACCACUUGUGAUAAGCAUUAACAAAGACCCUGAAGUCGUUGCAAUGAACAAUAUGGAAAAAAAAAAUAUCGCUAAAAGAACCUUUAUUUUUAUACCCUGCCUGGUGAAUUCAAAUCGAAUCCGUGAUUAAAGCAUAGAUAAUAAAGAUCUUUAUUAUCUAUGGAUUAAAGGCGCUGGUGAUAGUAUACUUGUAACUGCAAUAAUUAACUCUAUUCAAUAUUUAUAAUUAUUUUAAUGGUAGCUAUGGAUAGCUGAUGAAUAGUGCUGUUUCAUUGAUUCUUGUGUAUUUUAUAUUAUUUGAUAUAUUAUAUUAUAUAUAUAUAUAUUUUAUUUUUUAUUUUAUUUUAUUAUUAUUAUUAUUAUUAUUAAUUUUUUUUUUUGAGGUUAGAAUUCGGACCACAUGUUUGAAUUUGCAUUAUCAGCUACAAUAUUUAUCAGAAGGUAAGUCGUGACUCUUGAAGAGUAUUUGUCGACCCACAAUUGAAUCACUACUGCCGAAAGCUAUAAUUUUACAUUGUUUUUCUAGACGUAAAACGUGGAAACGGUAGUAGGUAUUAUUAUUGAGUGUAACAUACUUGCUACCCAACCUAAUUAAUUUAUACAUUACAUAUAGUUAGCCGUUGUCUGUGAUCUAAAUAUCAUUACGAUGACGCACUUGGAAGAUUUCCUUGAUAAACUCAAACACUUGCCGCAGGAGUUUAGAAAACGCACUUCUGAAAUUGAACAACUGGACUUAAAAGCAACAAAUUCCAUGAAUAUUGUAAAACAAAAUGUAAAUACUUUGUUUUCAACGGCUAACGAUAUGGAGCCAGAUGAAGUGGAUUCUGAUUUUGAAACUAUUAUGAAAAUUGGUCACCAAGCUCUUAAGCAUUCUGAUGAAAAAAUUCAAAUAGCUGACAGUUUGCAGAAAUUAAUGACUAGAUAUAUAAACCAUUUAGACAUUGGAUUAGAAAAAUAUAGAGCAGAUUUGAAAAUUGAUAAAAAAAAUGUCACUGAAAAAUUCGAAAAAAAGAUAGAUAAAUUCUCUAACAGCAGUAUCAUGAAAGAAUCUAUUGUGACAGAUUCAAAUUCUUCUAGUAGAGAUGGUUUUAAUUUACUACUUGAUACAAUUCUUACCGAGACUGAAAUGGAUCAGUUUCCAUUAUCUGACAGUUUGGAACAUAUGGAAGCUGAUAACUCGGUAAUUUUAGCAGCCGAAUCCAAAGUUUCUAAAAAGUCGGUUAAAAGACUUAAGUCAGCCAAUUUAAAAGCAUCUACAACAGCAUCUACUACAACAUCUACUACAGUAUCUACUACAUCUACUACAUCUACUUCAGCAGCUGAUGAGAAAACAAGUACAAUGACUUGUGCAAUAUUACCAGAAUCGCCUAUAAGUAAUAAAGUACUAUGUUCAGAUAGUACAAAAAUAAAUCGAGCUAAAAAACAUUCAAUAAAUUCUAAACGAAAAAAAACUGAUGUAGUGGCAACGAUUAAUGAUUCAGAUAAACGUCUUUAUUGCUUAUGUAAUGAAGUAGCGUAUGGUAAAAUGAUUGGUUGUGAUAAUAGCAAGUGCCGUUAUGAAUGGUUUCAUUAUGAAUGUGUUGCUAUUGAGUCUGAACCAAAACAUGAAAAAUGGUAUUGUCCAAUGUGUGUUGUUAAAUUGAAGAGAAAACGAUGUUAAUGUACAAUUAUGGAAAUAAAAUAUUUUGAUGAUGCCUAAAACCUAUGGAAUCAUAAGAAUUGUUGCACUAAAAAAUAAUACCUCUGGAUUGUGUUCAAGUUAUAGAAAAAAAUUGAUUUCAGAAUUUAACCGGCUUGCUGUUAUAUUUAAAUUAUUACUUAUAAAUUUAUUUUUCCAUAUUGUUAUACAAUAACAACAUAAGAAGUUUAUUUUUCGAAAUUCUAAAUAAUUUUGGACAUUUUUCAAGCAUAUUUUAUGCUUUUAGCUUUUAUUCAGUCAUAACUUACAAGUCAUGAUCAUUAGGUACUAAGAAAUAACUUUAUGAUCAUAAUUACCUAUAACUUUUUUAUUUAUUAUUGUUUUAUAUUUAGUAAUUCCAAAGAUAUUGAAACCAUAUUCAAUAUAAAUAAUCAUGAUUUUUUUUAUAAUUUUUAAUAUUAUUAUUAUUUUAUUAGUAGUCAUACUUAGAUUCAUUCCAAUGUUAUCAUAAUAUUUAGUAAAAUUAGUAAGUGCUUUUACGCGGAGGUUGAACUAAAUUAUCGUAUCUAUAAAUAAUCAGCUAUACAUUUUCUUUUGUUACCUACCUUCGCGAAAACUAGCUUUAUGUAUAUGUUUUAUGACUGAUUAUUAAAUGACAUUUUUUCAUUUUUAAAUAAAUUGUUAAGUAUGUUAAGUAGUAUCAACACAAACUAUUUUUUUAAAUCAAAAUUCUUUAAAUAGAGUUUUUCUCUAAAUGAAUGUAUUUAUAAAUUAUUAAUAUAUACAUAAUUAUUUUGG